UCGGGUUGUGGACGCCAAAUUUCAAUGGCCCAUUCGAAUGGUCGCACGGUAUGGAUUUGAACUUUACUGCGUGGGAGCCAUCGCAACCAGGUCACCCUCGUGAGAACUGCGCCCAUCUCACGAGAAGGAGGCUAAAUAGCACAGAAAAAGGCAUGUGGUUUACUCUCUGGUUGAGCGACAGGGUUUGCUCUGCUUAUAUGCCCAUCGUAUGCAAGCUGACAGUUUGCCCAGAAGGAUGGCGGUUUUUCCAGGGCAAUUGCUAUCGCUUUUAUGAAAAGAGAGUCAACUUUACUCAAGCCUUGACGAACUGUCGGGACAUUGACAAGUUAAGUUCGGGUCAGUCUGAUCUGGUUUCUGUCCACAGCGAUGAGGAGAUGAACUUCAUUAUCAACCUCUGCGAUGCAUGGAAACCACGAUGGAUUGGCCUUACCCGAUUAGAUUUCCAACCUGACUCCAAUCCCACAUCACAAUCUGACCAAGGUGGUUCAGUACUUGGAGGCAGUUUCAAAUGGACUGAUGGACAACCAGUAGACUACACGGCUUGGUUACCAAUGCAACCCGAUAACUCAAGAGGUCACGAGAACUGCGUGCAGAUCCGGAUUCAAGAACGAAACUAUUCGUGGAAUGACGUCCGUUGCGACAAAUUGUAUUCCUACACUUGCAAGUUUAAUCUGACAUUCUAACUA
Messenger RNA from Lytechinus variegatus (green sea urchin), 686 nucleotides. Its product is annotated as echinoidin-like. Gene Ontology annotation, molecular function: signaling receptor activity. The transcript is spliced from 2 exons. The record is from RefSeq and is a predicted model, not a curated record. The coding region runs from base 51 to 683 and encodes 210 amino acids. Lineage: Eukaryota; Metazoa; Echinodermata; Echinoidea; Temnopleuroida; Toxopneustidae.